AUGGCUACUAGGUCGAAGCGUCAGGCCAAGGCAAAAAAUGGCUUUGACAAAAGCAAUAGUCUUGAUCAACCAGAUUCCAGGAAAAGUUUUUGUAACUGGUGUUGUUACUGGUGUUGUUGUUGCUGUUGUUGUGAUAAACAAAGUUCUUCAAAAAUUGAGGGUCAAGCUGGGAAUGGAAAACAGUCCACACAUACAGAAAUGAAUGAUGGACAAUCUGCAGAUGGCAGCGCUACUACUCCAAACAAGAGCAGCUCUGGACAGGUUUCGGGUCAACAAUCUGCAAAUGGCAACGCGAGUACUGCAACAAAUCAGAGCAACUCUGGACAGAUCUCAGAUCGACAAUCUGCAAAUGACAUUGCAACAACUGAAAAGAGAAAGAGCAGCUCUGGAGAGGCGUCGGGUCAACAAUCUGCAAAUGAAAACGCGACUACUGCAACAAAUAAGAGCAACUCCGGACAGGGCUCAGAUCAACAAUCUGCAAAUGACAUUGCAACAACUGAAAAGAAUAAGAGCACCUCUGGACAGGCGUCGGGUCAACAAUCUGCAAAUGAUAAUGCGUCUGCCAAAAAACAGAGCAAUUUUGGACAGGUCUCGGGUCAACAAUCUGCAAAUGACAGCGCGGCUAAGGCAAAAAAUAAGAGCAGCAGCUCUGGACAGGCAUCAGUUCAACUAAACCAGAAGCAAGAACACAACAGUGAAAGCCCUGGAGUUGGAGAGAAGAGCAAGAACGAUAAACUGCUGGGAACUUCAGGCAGCUGUGAUCAAGAUUCGGGAAAGAAAACUGGUGGCACAGAACAGGCGGUUCACAAUUCUUCACUAAAAGGAGCUGUUCGACAAGAAGACACAAAGAAAAAUGGCAAGGAUCUCAAUCCCCGGAAGGAAAACAAUAGUAACUUAGAACAUUCAUCAAAAGAGCAGCCAAAGGGUCCACCACUGAAGAAUGAGAAGGAUAAACUGCUGGGUACCUCAGGCAGCUCUGAUCAGGAUUUGGGAAAGAAAACUGGUGGCACAAAACAGCCUGUUCACAAUUCUUUACCAAAGGGAGAUGUUAAAAAUGGCAAGGAUCUCAAUCCCCAGAAGGGAAACAAUAGUAACUCUGAACAUUCAUUGGAAGAGCAGCCAAAAGGUCCACAACUGAAGAUUAAGAAACAAAAGGAUUUUGGUAAGCAACCGGGUUUUAAGAACAAAGAUAAUACAAAUAUAGACACCAGCCUUCCGAAUAUAGUGAGCAGUGCUCGAAAUCCAUCAUCAGAGCAGCAAAAGGAUGUUCCCAAGCAAGCAGAGAACAUCGAAAACCAAAUAAACACAAGAACAAGCUCUCCAGUAAUUGUAAAUUCUAGCAGCCUUGGACAAGGUGGACAAAUCCUGUCACAGGAACAACAAAAGAGUGUCACCAAGCCAGAUGGCAUCAAGAAAGACGAUAAAAACACAGUGCCAAGUCACGUACGAGCAGAAAACAGCAUUGGAGAGGCAUCAAAACAGCAGCAAAAGAUAGUUGGAUAA
Messenger RNA from Pistacia vera, 1503 nucleotides. RefSeq lists its product as uncharacterized. The transcript has a single exon. The record is from RefSeq and is a predicted model, not a curated record. The coding region runs from base 1 to 1503 and encodes 500 amino acids. Lineage: Eukaryota; Viridiplantae; Streptophyta; Magnoliopsida; Sapindales; Anacardiaceae.